GGAGAGACUAUGGGAAUGAAUCAACAACCAACCAAAUCAUUGCAAGUCAUAUAACAUGUGUCCAAUAAGCCUUGCAAAGAGAUCAACCUUAAAUAGUAACAUAAUAUAGUUUCCACCAUAGAGAAGAACAACUACAAGAAACAAGAUAAAUAGAGAAGUCAUACCAUCGACCUUUCAAUUCGGUACAACCCGUCGAUUUUUGGUCUAAUACAAAGAAAAAUCAUGUGAACGAAUGUAAUGGUGCUACGAAUUCUAUGUUGAAUAUUAAUAUAUUUAACUCGUUUACGUGAAACUGAGCCUAACUACGGAACCAUGGGUUAAUAAAAAAAAGAAAAAAGUCUAGAACAAGAAACGUAUAUCCUUUUGGUAUAUAAAUUUAUAUAUAGAUGAAAAAGACCAAAAAUAAAAGGAGUAUCAAUUUGCAAGGAAAAAGACACGAGAGAGAGAUCCACUUAGAAACGUAUAUUCCCAUAUCCCAAACGUGCACAACAAAAAACACAUCUUAAGACAACUUUGAAAAUCUCAUUGCCUCAAAAACAUUCUUAACUCUUAUCCAAGCACAAAGAUACUUCGAUCAUAUGGUGACAGAAGCUAUGAAAGCCAAGGCAGAGGUCUACCAUGGAGACAAGACAUGCAGAGACAAAUUCCGCUCCCUUUUAUCCCAAAUCGGUUUGCCAAACCGGCUCCUUAGUAACCAGGAGAUUGAAGAAUGUGGUUACGUGAAGGAUACGGGUUUCGUGUGGUUAAAGCACAAGAAGAAAGAGGAGAAAAAGAGAUAUCAGAACUUGUUUAGAUUCGAUAACGUUAUGGUUUGUUUCGAAGAUGAAGUCACUGCGUAUUUCGAACCCAACAAGAUCAAGAAACUCACUGGUGUUAAGGCCAAGGAGUUCAUGGUAUGGAUCUCACUCGGUGAGAUUCAUGUAAACCGUUCUUCUGGUUUAAUAACUUUCAAGACACAUGUUGGUUUAUUGUCUAAGUCGUUGCCCUUGUCCGUGUUUGAAAACGUUCCAGCUGAUCAUGAUAUCAAGGAGAAACCAAAGAAGGUUCAACAAAAAUUAAACAACACCAAAAUUUUAUAUUAAAAGAAAACAGAUGAAAUAAGAUGUAUAUAUAUGUAUAUGUUUUUGUAUUUACUUAAAAAUCAGUUUCUUCGGUUAAACAUUGUACACAUACAAAAUCUAUUCCUUGACAAAAAAAAAAAUACAAAAUCUAUUCAUUUAAUCAUUUUUAUCUUUUUUUGGCAUGAAAUCAUUUCUUUCAAUGUUCAAGAAAACAUAUGAAAUAAGAUGUAUAUGUAUGUGUUUGUUUUCAUAUGUUUAGGACCAGUCUCUUGUAUAUAUAAAUCAAUUUUUGAAAAUCCAACUAGUCAGUAAAUCGGUCAAAUCCAAAAUGAAUAUUUUAAAAUUAAAUUUCUAUGGCUCAAAUUGGUUUAAACCAUUGUAAAGUGGUUAAAUUGAUUUGAAUGGAUCACUAUUAGUUUACAUUGGUUAAUCAAGUAAUAAUGUUAAUAUAAAUCCAUAAUAUAUCUAAUUUUUAUAAUUUUUCAAAACAAUAUUAUAAUUAAAUCCAAACUAAAAUAUCGAAUAUAAAUAUAAAACAUCUAAAAAAAUUAAUGAUUUAUUAACGUCUCCUCUAUGCCUUUUUUUUUUUUCUUACACUGAUUUUAGGCCUCGGAUAAUCUUUCUAUCCGUUAAUUCUUUACAAACUCUUAGUUACCGCGUACUAUCUUUUUUUUUUUUAACAUUGAUUACAAACUAUUUCAUAUAACCGUUUCUAUUGAGGGAUAUAAAAACCUUGAACCAAUUUUCACAAAUCCUAAAGGAUCCAAGAAAACAAACAAAAGAAAAAUGUAGAAAAUGCAA
This is a messenger RNA of Brassica napus (rape), 1862 nucleotides long. RefSeq lists its product as uncharacterized. The coding region runs from base 579 to 1082 and encodes 167 amino acids. NCBI's taxonomy places the organism in Eukaryota, Viridiplantae, Streptophyta, Magnoliopsida, Brassicales, Brassicaceae. The transcript has a single exon. The record is from RefSeq and is a predicted model, not a curated record.